Messenger RNA from Benincasa hispida (wax gourd), 3050 nucleotides. NCBI's taxonomy places the organism in Eukaryota, Viridiplantae, Streptophyta, Magnoliopsida, Cucurbitales, Cucurbitaceae. The record is from RefSeq and is a predicted model, not a curated record.
AUGAGCUCCUGGAACGAUUCCACACAUUUUUGUAAUUGGGUCGGUGUUACUUGUAAUACUACUCUCAAAAGAAUAGUGGCUUUGCGCUUAGAAGCUCGAAAAUUGGUUGGUUUGUUACCUCCUUCACUGGGAAAUCUUACUUAUCUCAGGGCAAUCAACUUGGGGGACAACCAUUUUCAUGGCCCAAUUCCACAAGAGUUUGGUAAGCUACAACAAUUGCGUUAUCUGAAUUUGUCCUUCAAUAAUUUUAGUGGAGAGAUUCCAAGUAAUAUGAGUCAUUGCAUCGAACUUGUUGUUCUACAAAUUGGUAACAAUGAGCUUAUAGGUCAGAUUCCACACCAAUUCUUCAUGUUGACCAAGUUGGAACAACUACGAUGUCAAUCCAACCAGUUGACUGGAGAUAUCCCAUCUUGGAUAGGAAAUUUGUCUUCCAUAUUUGAUCUGUGUUUUCCAUAUAACCAUUUUGAAGGAAAAAUUCCCAGUGAAGUUGGACGUUUAUCUAGAUUGAAAUUUUUUGCAGUUGAUGCAAACUAUUUGACAGGUACAGUACCACUUUCUUUGUUUAAUAUUACUUCUCUAACUCAAUUGUCUCUCACCCAAAACAAAUUCCACGGAAAUUUACCACAAAAUAUUGGAUCCACUCUUCCAAACCUGCAGUUCUUCUAUGGCGGUAUCAAUUAUUUUAGAGGCCCUAUUCCCACGUCCUUUGUCAACGCCUCCCGCCUUCGGGUAUUAGAUAUUUCUCAAAACAAUAUCACCGGAAUGAUACCGGAUGGAUUGGGGAGCUUAAGAGACUUGGAGUUACUCAAUUUUGUUAACAACAAACUUGGAACUGGGAAAGUUGGUGAUUUGAAUUUCAUCAAUUCCUUGACUAAUUGUACUAGUUUAAAGAUUUUGGGUCUUGCUGUGAAUCGUUUUGGAGGACCAUUGCCUUCCUCCAUCGCCAACCUUUCAACCCAACUCAUAUAUCUACUUUUAAGUGGAAAUAUUCUUCCUUCUAAUAUUGGGAAUCUUCAGAAUUUGGAAGAGAUAUUGUUGCAAGGGAACGAAUUAACUGGGCCAAUUCCAUCGUCCAUUGGUAACUUAUCUUCACUCAACAAGCUCAACAUGAGCUAUAACAAAGUUGAAGGAAGUAUACCACCAAGUUUAGGACGAUGCAGAAGCUUGCAAGUGCUUGACCUAUCUCAUAACAACCUAAGUGGCAACAUACCAAAGGAAGUUAUCGGCCUCUCUUCCCUUUCCAUCUACUUGGGCUUGGGUCAUAACUCGCUUAAUGGUUCUUUGCCAUCUGAAGUGGGUGAGCUAAAUAAUUUAGCACAAUUAGAUGUGUCGGAGAACAUAUUAUCAGGUGAAAUUCCUAUCAACCUCGGUAAAUGUACAAGCAUGGAGCGCUUGGAUCUUGGGGGUAACCAAUUUGAGGGAACAAUUCCACAAUCUUUGGCAGCUUUGAAAGGCCUAGAGAAAUUAAACCUCUCCAACAACAACUUGUCUGGGUUAAUUCCUCAAUUUCUUGGCAAGCUUCACUCACUCAAGUAUCUCGAUCUGUCCUAUAAUAACUUUGAGGGGCAACUGCCCAAAGGAGGAGUUUUUUCCAAUUCAACCAUGGUUUUUGUCUUUGGGAAUAAAAAUCUAUGUGAUGGUUUACCAGAAUUACAUUUACCUCCGUGCGCAUCUAACCAAACACAUUUGCACUCCAAUAAGCCAUUUCUAAAAUCAAAUGUAUUAAUUCCCACGGCAUUUGCAAUCACCUUUGUUGGUAUUUUGGUGAUCAUCAUUUUUGUGUGUUUCGUGCUUAAGAAGUCAAGGAAGGAUGCUUCAACUAAUUCUUCUUCUGCAAAGGAGUUUCUACCACAAAUUUCUUACUUGGAACUCAAUAAAUCAACGGAAGGAUUCUCUAUAGACAAUUUGAUUGGUUCUGGUAGUUUUGCCUCUGUCUAUAAAGGUGUUUUCUCGAAUGAUGGGUCUAUAGUUGCCAUUAAAGUUUUUAAUCUCCAACAACAAGGUGCUUCCAAGAGUUUUAUUGAUGAAUGCAAUGCUCUCUCCAAAAUACGACAUCGGAAUCUCCUCAAGAUCAUAACUUCUUGUUCAAGUAUUGAUGGACAAGGCAAUGAAUUUAAAGCUCUAGUCUUCAAUUUUAUGUCCAAUGGAAAUCUUGAUGUAUGGCUUCAUCCAACAAAUGAUGGGACCAAUAAAAAAAGGUUGAGUAUCAUCCAAAGAUUGAACGUUACUAUUGAUAUUGCAUGUGGAUUAGACUAUCUACACAAUUAUUGUGAAACUCCUAUCAUUCAUUGUGAUCUAAACCCCAAUAAUAUAUUGCUCGACGAUGAUAUGGUGGCUCAUGUAGGAGACUUCGGGUUAGCUAGAUUUAUGUUGAAAGAAUCAAAUUAUCAUAUAUCCUUUAGUCAAAUCAUGUCACUUGCACUCAAGGGUUCUAUAGGAUAUAUCCCUCCAGAGUAUGGUAGUGGUAGCAAAAUUUCUAUUGAAGGAGAUGUCUUCAGCUACGGGAUACUAUUAUUAGAGAUGAUCAUCGGAAAAAGACCCACUCACAGCACGUUUGACAAUGGUGUGGAUAUUCACUUGUUCAUUGCAAGAGCACUACCUCAUGAUGCUUUGAAAAUAAUCGACCCUUCUAUAGUAUUUGAAGAAACAUGCAGAGAAGAAGAGAUCGAAGAGGAAAUGCAAGAAAUAGCAAUAAUGAGCUAACAAGAUCUUAAAGAAAUUAUGCCAAGAUGGAUGGAAGAAUGUCUAGUCUCAAUAAUGAGAAUUGGUCUAUCAUGCUCCUUGAAGGAACCAAGAGAGAGAACACCGAUGAAUGUUGUCCUAAAUGAAUUGCAAGCAAUUAGAAGUUCCUACCUCAGGUUUAAGAAGGAACGUCGAAAGUUUCAUAGGCAUUUGCUUCACCAAGCUUAAGAGGCAAUAAAUGAAACUUUAUUAUUUGGUCACAAGCAAUAGGUUUCGGUUUGAAUAUCCACCUUUCAGACUAGCAGUUCCCAAAGGAGGGUGCAAUAAUGUUAUUUAAAUAUAAUAAUAGUAAGACUCUUUAACUUAAA